AAUUUAAGAUUGUUCACUUCCGGUUAUUUUCGGUCAAAAUUGUUUUUGAAAAUCAAGAAUAUGUACAUAUUUUCACACAGGAUUACAAACUGAUUACGACAUAUCAUUGAAAAACUAAACGAUAUAUGGAUCAAAAUGGCGUCUACGAUCGCUGUGGGAUCGAAAAGAACAUUGGAGUCUGUCACCAAAGGCAACAAAAUUCCGUCAAAAAUUAUGAAAAAGCAUCUGGAGGGACGUCUUGUUGAUUAUGAUUCUGACACGUCGGAAAGUAGUCAUGAGAUGAUCACAGUAAGACGACUCCGAGCUUUCAAUGAACCAGAAGGGAGUAAAGCGGAAAAUAUUGUGAGGAGAGUAAGGUCUCCGACUGUUGAGCCAGAGAUUCCAAUAGAAAUACAAUUGAGCGAAAAAUUUGCAGACCUUGAAAAGAUACUUUCUAAUACAUGGUCACUUUUACUAAAAAAUCGUAAUGAAGAAGUAAAGAAAAGAUUAAAUUUAGUUGAUUUGCAGUGGAUUCAAAACAUACUGGAAGAAAAAGAUGAAAAGAAUAUUAAGCAAAGCUUUAAGCGAAAAGGUCAUUUUAUUCUUUGCGAAAUUGUCAAGCAACAAAUUAAAUCAGAAUUAUGCGACUUAAAUGAUAAAGACAAAAUCAAUGAAGCCAUAUCAAAAAUAGAUGAUGCCCUGGUGCACUUGAAAGACAGCGGCAACGAGAAUAAAAACAGCAUGUUGCAUUUAUAUAAGAUUGAUUUACUCAUUAAAAAGGGAUGUUAUCCAGAAGCCUUGAGACUUUUAAAACAACUAUUGAAUCAAAAUCCAACAGAUAUGCUUUUAAGAAAAAAACAAGUGCAAUGUUUAUGCUUAUUCGGUCUUACAAGAGAUGCUAUCGAAAUUUGUCAAAAAUGGCGACAUAUCAAUGUGCCGUACUUCCGGGGACUAGAACUCAGAUUAUGCGAAAGAUACUUUUGGCUUGAAAAAAUGAAAUCUAAGCCGGAUGAAAUGAUACCAGACGAAGUAUGUAUAAAAUGCGUAAAUGCUGAUGACGUUAAAAUUGAUAGUCAAUUCAAUAACGAAGACGAACAAAAGAAAUCAGAAUCUCCCCCUCUUCUACCCGAACAAUUUACUUCUGCUUUACAUACGAUAAUUGAUUAUAGGAAAGUAUAUCACUAUUGUACAAAAAGAUUUAGUUUAUCAAGUUGGUUUGGCGAUUUAAUGAUUAAAUUUAAAGAAAUAAAAAUCAAAGAAAAAUAUGAAAAAAAGUUGAGGAGAAGCAUGGAGAAACAGCUCAGUAUGCAAAAUAAUACAGAGAAUCAUUCUACAACAAAAAGUCCAAAGAAGAAGAAAGAAAAAUUAGCUGAUAUAAUUGAUGCAGAUUGUUUGAGAAGAUCGUCAAGAGGAAAAUUACCUGAAACUCCAAAAAUAGUUGUUCAAGAUACCGUUAAAGAUUUCUCUAGUUAUUUACCACUUGACGCUAGUAUUGAUACCCAAGAGGAGGAAAUUGCUGAUUGGAGAAAGUUUUUGUGGUUUUUUUCAUCAAUCCAUUCAGAGAGUAAUGACACAAGCGAAAGUAUUAUGGCAACGACAGCAAAAGCAAAUGCUAAGAACUUUGGAGAUGAUUGUCGAGAUUUUGUUGAAGAUUUAACACUUCGUUUAAUCGAAAAUCCAGACGAUAUUGUCGAAAUAAACAGUAUUGAAUUACAAGUUUUAAUGCUCAUGUGGAUGUUAAAAUUCCAAGAUCACCUAUGGACGGAAACGGUUAAAGAAGUUUUCGUUAUGGCGGCAAUUCAAAUUAUUAAAUUUAAUGAAAAAGAUUUUCAAACUUUCGAGUUUGAAGAUGAAAAACUCUUACAAAAAUUAGUAAUUCUUACUGGGGAAAUACUAUUUCAUAAUGAAAUUGAAGGAAUUGACUUACCAUCAUUUAUAGAAGAUAUUCUGUUUAAGAGAAAUAUCAACUUUGAAUUUGACGAUGAACCUUUGUGGACUAUUCGAUGGUAUCGAAUUCUAUAUGGAAGUAAAAGAAUUGAAUGGAUUAACUACUACAAUGAACUUUAUAACAAAGUACAAAAUAUUGAAGACUUACUAAAAGAACCAACAUACAUUGUGGCAUCGAAUACAGUUCUCUCUUAUGAUUACGUUAUUCGUCUCCAUUUGGUGAAAAAUAAACAAUCAACUGAUUUAGACACUUUAGUAAAAGAAGAGAAAUAUUCGAGCGUAGUCAAAUAUCUUGCUGAUCAUGUUUAUCGUAAAAGUAUUGAUAUGUUCCGUUGUCUCGAAGAGGACCACGAAGGUUGGAAACAGUUUUCAUUGUUGAUUAAAUCCUUGGAAUUAAUAGGAAAGCACGAGGAACUGUUAAGAAUGUAUCAAAUAUUCCUUCAUUAUUAUCUAAAACAAUUCAUGAACAAUGAAGACAAACAUGCUUAUAACAUAUUGGAAAUUGUACUUGAUAAAUUAAAUUGGGAUAAUCUGGAAUGUUUGGAAGAAAGUAAAAUAGUUACUUUAUCGCAAGAUAUAUCGAAACUAUUAUAUUAUCGAUUAGUUGAAACUGAAAAUUAUUUUUCACUAUACGAUGUAUUCAAAUUAUACGCCGACUUAGCAUUUAGAUUAGACGACAUUUGUGGUUUUGAAAAAGAUCGCACGGAAGAGAGCUAUCGCAAUUGGGCUGCUAUUGUUGAUAGAGUACAUUCGUUAAUGGCAAAACGAAAAGACGAAAUACGUGUCCUUGAAGAAUUGGAAAAUAUUGGUACUAAAAUAUUGCUUAAAUCUCAAGAAAUCGAGUAUCCAGUCUAUGAACAAGUUUUAUAUUGUUUAACUGGAUUAAAGUUCAAAACUGCUGUUAAUACUGAUUUUCAAACUCAUAAAUGCGAAAAAAAAGACGAAAGCAAAACUUAUCAUACUCAAAUUUUUAAAUACUACUUUAUGACUGAAGUUCCAUCAUUUGAUGAUCCUAGAACAGCGUGUAUACCCGACGACAUGAAGGAUUAUCUUUGGAAGAUAAGCCAAAAAAUUCCCAAAGAUGUUAAAAAGUCCAGUCUCUUUAUUGGAUAUAGUAGAUUGAUUGAAUUACUAGAAACAGAUUUAAAAACAUUACUCAAAUACGUUUUGAAACUUCCGCCAAAAUCUAACAAUGAACAGGUUUUCUUUUUGAGAAAAAUGUAUUAUUUUCUUGCUGAUUACGAAUUUAAAAAUCAAUACUUUAGAAAAGCUGAAAAACUUUAUACCAGACACCUUUCUUAUUCGCCGAAGGAUUUUGAUGCCUGGGCAUCUUUGGCACUGUGUAAACAGGCUUUAGUAGAAGAUGAACUAAAAGAUUCUUAUGUUGAAUCUAAACAUUUAGACACAGCCUACCUUUUAACUAAAAUCAAUGCAAUUAUAAAUUCAUUUAUAAUUGCUUGUAAAUUGGAACUAUCUUUUAAAAUUACAAUAGAAUUUGGUUCGUUUGCGUAUAAUGUUAGAGCUUAUAUAUCAAGAAUUUGGAAGAAAAGAGAUUCAUCUGAUGAAAUAAAAGACAUGGAAGAAAGAAUGAUAAAAUAUUCAAAGAAAGCCUUUGAAAAAUUUUGCACUCCUGUAAAAGGUGCUGCUGGGGAGGAAACUGAAGACGAAGAAGAACAAUGGCUUGCUUUUUACAUGUUGGCAAGAGUAAAAGAAAAAGCUCAGGAAGAUAUUCAAGAAGUGUGUAGACUUUAUAGGAAAAGUGCAGAAUAUUUGCAUGGACAAAAACCCAAAUACGUGAAAAGGAUAAAUUACGCAGGAACACCACCAAAAUUAGCUUUAGAAGCUUUGGAAUUAUUUUACAGAAGUCAUACAACAGUUGUUAAAUUUUUAUUAGCAAAUGAUAACAUUGAAACAUGCGUUUUACAAAGUCUAGUAAUUCAUUUAGACAUGAUUUCUAGUACAAGCUUCGUAAGAACUGAAGAGAAAACUCCCAACUUUUUCAUGGAUUUCGACGCUACAAAGGAUGAAAACAAUAAAGUGAAGACAGAUUCAGAACUUCAAACUCAAUCAGAACCUAAAACGGCUUCAAACGAACAAGAUGACUUUAUCAUAACAGAAAAUCAAGAUUCUUCUUCAAGGCAUAAUGAUGAUAAUCCACCAGUUAAUGUCGAGGGAAAUGAAAAACAAAUGGAAAUUGAAGACAAUAAUCCCAUAACGGCAAAUGACGAAUUUUGUAUAAGAACGACUGAAAAGGAAACUAAUGAUAAGGUAGACGAUAAGAAGGAUAUGAUUGAGGAGGAUGAAAAAGUUGGACACCAAACAGAUGAAAGCUCCCGUUCUUCUUCAAAGAGUAUUGAUAAAUCGACAUUAACACAACCAAAAGCCGAAGAUUCCAAGUCUCCAAUGGAAGAAAUUGAUAAAACAGUCGAAGAAAAGCAAUCUUCAAAUUCUACGGACAAUGACAUUGGCCAAAUACGCGCAUCCCCAAUGGAAAUAGAUGAGAAAAGUAAUGAAAAACAAGGGGAAAGUAAUGCAAAAUCUUCAAACUCGACAGAUAAUGAUAUGCCAGCUGCUUCUAGACACUCGCCUAUGCAGUUAGAUGAAAAAAGUAAUGAUAGACAAGAAAAUGUUGAUGUUGGACCAGUCUUAAACUAUAGGGAUCAAGAUAGUGACUCUCGCUCAAAGUGGACUAAUGAACCGCAUGUUGCUAAACAAACAGACGACGAUGCCAAAUCUAUUGAUCUUACAAAGAGUAGUAGUUCGAGUGAGAGUUCAGACGAGAAUUCAGACGAGUCGAGUGAUGAAUCGAAUGAUGAAGGUGUUAAAGAAAAUGAAGAUGAUAUUGAAGAUUCUAACAGAGAAUCUAAUAGUGAAUCAUCCUCUAGUUCUACUUCAAGUUCAAAUUCGAACUCCAGCUCCAAUUCAAACUCAAGUUCUUCGAGCAGCUCAACUACUAGUUCUUCGUCCAAUUCCAGUUCAGAAUCUAAAAAUAAUACAAAAACUACAAUGAAUAUUUCAAAUUCGGCAGAUCCAACAUCUUCAACAAAAAUUCAUCAGCUUGACGGAAAUGGGGAUGAGGAACCGACUCAUCCUGGUUUACCUAAACCCAAAUUUGAUAUUACUAAUCGCCCACAGCAGGAAACUAGCGCUCAGGCAAAAGAACCUAGAAGAAUAGUUUUGUCACAAUCACCAUCUGUUGUCUAUCCGUUUCUAUCAACACUUGCGACUACUAACAAGGAUGAAGCAAGUAAAAAGUCGGAACAAAUAAGUGCUGCUUUCAGAGAGUGGCCAAAGGAUUCGACUGAUGAAAUAAAAUCGGUAUCAACCCCUUCAAAUUUACCAUUGAUGUCUACGCCUCAAUCAGGAAUAAGCGUCUUCAAAUCAACCACCGAAUCUCCCUCUGCGUCAGACAUAAAUUCCUCUUUUCAGAGUGGCGCUUCCGAAACAGUUAAACGGAGCAGAGCUAGAUCAAAUACUGCCAAUCAAUCUUACAGAGGACGAACUUUAAGUGAUGUAGAUAGCUCGAAAAAAGUUAGAAAAAGGAAAGCACCUGUAAAUACAAAGCAAAAAAUCAGCACAAGACUUCUCAGAAAUCCAGCUUUUCUAGUUGCUCAAGCUAAUGUACAUACAGUUGACACGUUGAAAGUAACUUUAAUGAAAAGAUGCAUAGCUGGUUUACACUUAUGCGCUGAGCGAUAUCCUCAGCAUUAUAAAUCUCUCUUCCGUCUAGCGUAUAUCUACCACCACUACGAACCUCUACAGAACAACGAAAAAAGUAGAGAAAUACUCUUAGGUCAUAAUCAGUGGAGUAGCAUGAGUCAUAUGCCCAGUCCAGGAUUAUUUUCCGAGAGAAAAUCAAAUAAUCUUUUUGCGGGUUUUUGGAGAAGUCCCUCAGCUGAAGUAGACAGAUUAGGAUCGUUCUGCACAUAUAUAGAGAAGAUUAUAUAUCUUCUCAUUGCGGUUCUUAAACAACUAAAUGAUUGCUACAUGCUUUAUUAUUUUCAAAAAGCAUUACAACGAGUACCUGAUCAAGAAAAAAAAUAUAUAUCUAAUACCGUCCGAACUGAAUUAGCUCAAGAGACAAGUAAAAUAUAUUUUCAAACUUUGGAGACAGUAAAACGAGACUAUGAGCUUUUUGAUAAGAAAAAGAAAAUUAUAAUGACAGUUGACCUAUAUAGAAUUCAAAGAGAAUCCCUAGCUCGAAGAAACAAUGCCUCUGAUUCGGCAAAAACUGUAUUACUACAACUAUCAUCUCCCGAUCCAAAUUUUGCAACUGCAACGGAAUUUGCCUCAAAUUGGUUGUCUAAACAUCAAGAAAAUACCUCAAAACCAUCAUAUCAGUUAGAAUUGAAAGCUGAACCAACAGUAUCCAUCGAACUUCCUAAUUAA
This is a messenger RNA of Dimorphilus gyrociliatus, 6315 nucleotides long. NCBI's taxonomy places the organism in Eukaryota, Metazoa, Annelida, Polychaeta, Dinophilidae. The record is from the annotation of a GenBank genome assembly.